Amphimedon queenslandica is the source of this 2298-nucleotide messenger RNA. RefSeq names its product major vault protein. Gene Ontology annotation, cellular component: nucleus; cytoplasm. The transcript is spliced from 22 exons. Lineage: Eukaryota; Metazoa; Porifera; Demospongiae; Haplosclerida; Niphatidae. The record is from RefSeq and is a predicted model, not a curated record. The coding region runs from base 249 to 2087 and encodes 612 amino acids.
CCACACCCACUUAGCCAUUAUCAUUAUGUCGGAAGGUGAUACAUGUACUCAGAAAACUAAGAGAAAGGAACAGCAAAGAGACUAGCUGCUUCAAAGAGCUCAUACUAUCACACGGGCGGCUGUUUGAUCAAGUGGAAAACCUAAAGAAGGACAUCGCUAGACUGGAGUACCAGAACAAUGAACUGGAGAGGGAUCUAAGAGAAGGAGGGGGCAGUACAGGAGGAGGAGCUAAUAAAUUGAACAAACGAAUGGAAGAUCUUCAGGAAAGACUCUUAACGAGGACUGAUGAGGUCUCUGAGGCUCGUCGGGCAAUAGCUGAUGAUCCUUUCCCAUUGUUUCCUGGAGAGAGAUUACCUGAGAGUGGCAGUGCAACUGAUUAUUCUCGUGCUAUUAAGCGUCUCCCAACCAUAAAAGCAGAUCAUGGGAUACACUUGAGUGCUCUGGUUGAUAUGGAGGAGACUGAUACUGCUCCAGCUCAUAAGGCUGGGGAUGAGUGGCAGCUGAGAGGACCAUUGACCUACUUACCCAAACCAGAAAAGGAGGUUGUCAAUGAGGUCCAGUUGACUGUUUUAUCUCACCAUCAGUAUUGUGUGGUUGUUAAUCCUCUUGGUGAUGAUGGUAGACCACGUCUUGGCUGUAGGGAACUGAGGAAAGGACCCAAGACAUUCUUCCUUCAUCCUGGUGAGAAGUUUGAGAGAGGGAUACAAGAUGCUAUUUUAUUAGAAUCUGAUGAAGCUCUUCUUGUCACUGCUCAAGAAGAAUUUGAUAUUACCGAAGAUGGUAGUAAAGUCCAUCGUACUCCUGGUGAUAGGUGGAUGGUUCAUGGACCAACUGACUAUAUACCUAGAACUGAGAUUGGGAGCAUACAGAGGAGGAAGGCUACUCCAUUGAAUGAGAAUGAAGGGAUUUAUGUUAGAAAUGUUCAGUCAGGACAGGUUCGUGCUAUAUUGGGCCCUCAGUCUUAUCUAUUGCAAGCUGCUGAGGAACUGUAUAAGAAAGAACUGACUCCACUAGCAGAAGAAAUGUUAAAGGAGGGUGGUGGUGUUGGUGAUGCCAAUAUUAGGAAGAUAGCAUAUUUUGAUGGAGCUAAAGACCCUUCGCUCUUUAAGGGAAAUAAACGUGACAAGACUCGUGUAGUUACUUACAGGUGCCCCAGUAACUGUGCAGUCCAAGUGUACAAUUAUAUAGAGAAGACAGCCCGGGUUGUAUUUGGUCCUGAUCUUGUAGUCCUGGAUCCUCAUGAGAACUUUAAUGUCCUCAGUUUGAGUGCUGGUAAACCAAAGAAGGAGAAUGCCCUGAAGACUAUUUGCCUCAUGCUAGGUCCUGACUUUAUAUCUGACCAUAUUACAGUAGAGACAUCAGAUCAUGCUCGUCUUAAAAUUGCUGUAUCAAUGAACAAUGAAUUCAGAGUUGAGAGAGGUAACCCAGAGAGUGAGGCUAUGCUGUUCAGUGUUCCAGACUUCAUUGGAUUUGCUUGCAGAGAAGUUGCUAGUAAAGUAAGAGGUAAAGUAGCCUCUAUACCAUUUGAACAGUUCCACAAGCAUUCAGCCGAUAUUAUAACUGCUGCUGUGUUUGGUAAGAAUGUUGAUGGAGAAGUUAAUAAAGAAGUGAUAUUCACUGCUAAUAACCUGGUGAUCACUAAUAUUGAUAUUCAAAGUAUUGAACCAAUUGAUCAUCAUAUGAGGGACUCUCUAUCUAAAUCUGUGCAAAUGGCAAUUGAAAUAUCUACCAAUUUUGGGCCUGUCCUCUUAAUACAGUCCUUUGUUAUGACAGAACUCCUGGGAAUGAUACAAAAGAAAUAUCUGAAAAACAUGCAAGAGGCUGAGGUUCAGUUCUUGAGGGAACAGAAUGAACUGCAAAUAAAGAGAGCUAAAGAUCUCAGCAACAUUGAAGUGUCUAAGUUCAGUACAUUGGUUAGUUCUAUGGGUAAACAGACUAUAUCCCGUAUUGCUAAAGCUGGACCAGAAUCAAAGGCUUGUUUGUUACAGAGUUUAGGUAUACAGUCUGUUCUCAUUACUGAUGGUAAAACUCCAAUUAAUAUGAUUGGGAACCAGACAGGUGGCUAUGCUACUACUUAUGCUCCUUAGAAAACUCUUUGAGGAGGACUAUUAUAUCAUUAUUAUUUGUGUUAAUCAUUAGUAUAGUUUUUAGCUGAAUUUAUAUAGUUUUCAGAGAUUUUUAUUAUUUUCUAUUGGACAUGCAGAAUUGGACUUCAACAAAAUUUUAAAAAUGCACCACACAAAUUUUAAAAUCGAUAUUCAAAUCCUGGUUAGUAAGAGAAAUGUUGACCACACAUAA